UAUUGAUGGGCUUAUACAAACCGAUCUUCAACAGCCAACCAGCGUGACUAUGCAAAUCUUCAGUCAGUUGUCUGACAUCAGACUAGUGAAGUAUACUUUCUGUUGCUCGGCUUGCUGGUAAGAUGGCAACAUGGCUUCAGGGAUUCCUUGUUAGGGUAUCUUUUCUACAUAUGCAAAAGAUACUGUCAUUUUUAAUGUAAAGGUAAACUAGUAGCGUACCAUGAAGAAAAGCUAAUUCAGUAUUGCAUCUAGGCUUUUAUUUGUAAUUUCUCCCAAUCUUGAUCCACAUUUAUGACUUUGAUAUGAGGUUGGCAGUGACCUCUAUCUGUGGCUGUGCAUGUGCAAGCAGAUGUAUUUCAUUUCCCUGAAGAAAGAAAUUCUCCUAAGAGGAAAGAAGAAGUAGGCAAACAAUAUGUUGUUUCUGAGAAAUCAGUUGGAUACAGCUUAGGAUCAAGAUGGAAAGCAAUGAAGAGCCUCAAAAAAAAGUUUUUAAGGCCCGGAAAACCAUGAGAACCAGUGGCCGACAACAGCUUGAGAGUGUGUAUAAGGUGAAGGAGGAGCUCUUGAAGACCACUGAUGCCAAAUUGUUGAAUGGGAAACAUGAAAAUGGGGAUUCAGAUCUCAAUUCCUCUUUACUCAAUUCCGACUGCACAGAGGACAAAGAGGUGAAUGGCAUAGAAGAUUUAUGUCUUGACUCUGAAGAAGGAAAAAUGGACUCUGAAGAAAUCACUGAUGCCAAAAGCCCAGAUGUCAAAGAGAACCAUACUGGUGACUUGACUCCCAAACUUGAAACUCCUUCUCCUGAGAAUGUUGUUUCUGAACAAGAUCAUGAGGAUGCUAGCUCUACGUCAGGCCUCGAUUCUGAAAGUCAGGUGCUUGAUUAUAAUAAAGACAAUGACAUCCAGGAAGAUGAUUUGGGCCAUAAAGAUAUUUGCAUUAAAGAUGAUUUGGAUCAGAAAGCCACACCAAACCAGCCUGAAGAGGAAAGUCAGGUAAGCGGUAAUGUUAAUGAUUGCACAGUAGAGCCAGUAGAAACAAAAGAGUUAGCUCUUACUCCUGAUCUGCCUGUGGAAGAAGAAAAGAAUGCAGAGGAAGCUGUAGUAAAAGAGAACGUCGGUGAGGAAGCGAUAUCUAGCAGUUUGGAUACAGAUGAGUGUCCAAAGGCUGAAGAUAUCCAAUCUGCAGAACUUGUAGAGACCAGCACUCAAAAAGUUGUCGAAGAUGAACCAACUGAGAGUGUCCUGGGAAAUGCAGGCACCAUGGAAACAGAUGAAAUUAUUCCAAUUUUAGAAAAACUGGCUCCAGCAGAUGAAUUAAACUGUUUCUCCAAAUCUAUCUUAGUUCCAAUGGAAAAUGAUAACUUAGAUGCUGAAGAUAAAAUAGAAAGCUCACUAAAUUCUCCUUUGAAACAUGAAAGCAGUGAAAGUUUGCCCAAAGAAGCUUUCUUGGUGCUUUCUGAUGAAGAGGAACUCUGUUGUGACAAAGAAGCCGAAGUGAUAACGCCAAACCGUGCAAGCCCUUCAGAUGUUAAAGAGAAAGAAAAAGAAAAAGAUCUGGACAAAGUGGAAGAAAAGGAACAUGACAAGGAAGAAGAGAAGCCUACAGAAAGAAGUGAGGCCUCAAGGAGAAAGCGUUCCAAGUCAGAGGAUAUGGACAAUGUCCAUUCUAAACGCCGUCGAUAUAUGGGAGAAGAAUAUGAAGCAGAAUUUGAAGUAAAAAUUACAGCCAGAGGCGAUGUUCAUCAGAAGCUAGAAAAGGUCAUCCAUCGGUUUCUAGAAGAGAAAUUCAGUGCCCUGCAGUGCACAUUGUUUGAUAGAACUCUAGCAGAUCUGAAAACUAGAGUAGAUAAGAUUGAAUGUAGCAAAAGACACAAAACUGUCCUUACCGAAUUACAGGCUAAAAUUGCAAGAUUGACAAAACGUUUUGGAGCCGCCAGAGAGGACUCAAAGAAAAGAACAGAAAAUCUACAAAACACACCCCAUUCUCCAGGAAAAGCAAUGGGUGACACAGGCAGUCUCAACAGCGUGGUUUAUCGAAAUGCCGGCACAGUGAGACAGAUGCUGGAGUCCAAGAGAAAUGUAGGAGACACUUUUCAAUCCCCUGUGACUACAGUGUCUGCUACUACUAUUACUACUCCUCAGGCACCAGUCAGUGUACAUCCCAAACCACAAACUCCAGUCACCUCUGCACCAUUGACUUCUGGCUCCUUGACAACGUCUGUGCUUCCUACAGCUAAUACAGCAACAGUAGUUGGCACUAGCCAGGUGGCUGGUGGCAACACACAACCAAUGUCUGUUUCAUUGCAAUCCUUGCCAGUAAUAUUACACGUACCUGUUGCAAUGUCCUCCCAGCCUCAGCUCCUACAAGGCCAUACUGGUACUUUGGUUACUAACCAGCAAUCGGGAAGUGUUGAAUUUAUACCUGUACAAAGCCAAUCUAAUGUUGGUAACCUAACCAAAACUCCAUUGUCUCUGUCGUCAGCUAAUUCAGCAAAACCAAACAACACCCCUUCUGUACCUAGUUCUAGCAUUCAAAGGAACUCUCCAGCCAGUGUUGGCUGCUCAAUAGGGACAACUCUAGCUGUGCAGGCUGUCUCAACAGCACAUCCUGUUGCACAAGCCGCAAGGACUACUUUGGCUACUGUAAAUACUACAGGGGUGUAUACUCCUCCUACCAAUAGGAAUUCCAUACAAAUGAAGAUCCCUUUGUCGGCCUUCAGCAAUACAGCUCUGUCUGAAACAAGUUCCACAGCCGUACCUAGAAUUGAGAGUCAGACAUCCAGGUUGCUACCACCUCCAAUGCCACCAACAGAUGUUUCAGCAAACAAGAAAGCAGCUGAGGUUGCCUCACAGAGUGGAAAAGCCACAGGCAGUGCUGCAGGAGGAGUAAUUGAUCUUACACUGGAUGACGAAGAUGAUGGCUCUUCUCAAGAUGGCAAGAAACAGAACCAAUCUAACAUUUCUGGAAUGGGCCUGUCAACUCCGUCUGUAGCUCGUGCUCUGCAACCCGUACAGACAAACCCUCUCCAACAGCCAGUUGCGCCAACAAGUGGCCUUUCGCAGACCACCAUACAUGUUCUCCCCACAGCCCAGACAACUGUGAAUGUAACCCAUCGUCCAGUGACUCAGCCUGCUGCCAGGCUCCCAGUACCAAGAGCCCCUGCUAAUCAUCAAGUGGUCUAUACUACACUUCCUGCACCGUCAGGGCAGAAUCCUGUGAGGACCACUGUCAUGCAGAGCCCUAGUUUAAGGCAGGUCAACCCACAAAAUUCAGGUGUGACAGUGCGAAUGCCUCAAACAACAACAUAUGUUGUGAACAACGGGCUGACCUUGGGAUCUGGAGGGCCUCAGCUCACAGUGCAUCAUCGGCCACCUCAAGUGCAUUCAGAGCCAUUGCGGCCUGUGCACCCAGCCCCACUGCCAGAGGCCCCACAGCCAUCACGCUUGCCUCCUGAAGCUGCCAACACCUCUCUGCCUCAGAAGCCACACCUGAAGUUAGCACGUGUACAAAGUCAAAAUGGCAUAGUGCUAUCCUGGAGUGUUUUGGAAGUGGACCGGAGCUGUGCCAGUGUGGAUAGCUAUCAUCUGUAUGCCUACCAUGAGGACCCCAGUGCCACUGUGCCCUCUCAAUGGAAAAAGAUUGGGGAAGUAAAGGCCCUCCCCCUGCCCAUGGCAUGCACACUUACUCAGUUUGUGUCUGGCAGCAAAUACUAUUUUGCAGUUCGUGCUAAAGACAUCUAUGGACGGUUUGGACCCUUUUGUGACCCUCAGUCAACAGAUGUGAUUGCUUCCCAAAGCAGUUAAACUUGAGACUUUGAAGGCUUCCAUUCUUGCCCCACAGUUGUGGCUUACUCUGGUUUUGGGUUUAUUCUCAUGCAUGAAAUUCACUGUAAAAUCCCCUCUGCAGGAUUAUGUUGGACAGCUAUGUCAUACACUACAGAACUUACAACCAAAACCAAAAUAAAUUCCUAGCCUGCAAUGGGAGAGCCUGUAUUUCUGAUUAAGUCUUGAAGUACGAAAUCUUCUCUCCUCCCCUCUCAAGCUGCUCUUACCAGUUAAAUAGUGAGACCCUAAGUCUUGGGAAUUUGGCAUUAUACUGAUGUGUCUCAGUGGGCUGAACAGGAAGACCAUUGACGGAGGAGGAGUGUUCAUUGGUCACAUUAGGAGGGAAGCUAAGAUUCAGGGUCCUGCUUUCUUUUACUUUGUAACAGUGACCAGUCUUACCUUACAAGCCAUCUCCUGCUUUCCAGAGGCAAAGGGCCGUGUAUGUGUCCAGUUCUUGAGGAAUGUGUGUGCAUCUACUUAAUCAAGUGAGAAAGAGGGGAGUGAGCAAUCCUCUGGCUGUUUGUACAGAGUGCUUGCCCACCAGAACCAGGGAGCAUUCUGAAGCCAGGCAGAACAGGUCUGUAGAAAACUUCAUUUGCAAUUCCAAUAACUUACUGAUCCUCCUCUUAUGACCCUUCUCUUUUUAAAGAAAAUUUAAUUUGUGCCUUAAACAAUAAUUUCACAAAUAAAUGCAAUCACACUUUGUAUGUUCCUCCUUUUUUGCCCUCUUUCAUUUUUCUGCUCUUCUUCCUAGCCCCAGAAUGUUAUAACCUCUCGUUCUUCACACCCAAGGAGUAGUAACCAGGCUUCCUAACUUAAUUCCCAAAUAAUUUGAGUCAGUGUUUAAAUUACUUGCUCUAAUUAAUCUGUGAAGAUAAGUCACACUGACAGUAUUUGGCUGCAUCAUGUUCUUCUUGGGAAGUUGGUGUGCACUAUAGACUCUCCAGAAGUGAUCUUUGUGGCAUAAGACGCUUCAUUCUCCUCAAACAGAUAAACACUUGGGCUGCUAUGUAAGGCCACCCUGAUAAGGUCCCUUGAUGAAAGCAAUCAACUAAAUAUUCAAUUACAAUCUUUCAUUCUUUCACUGACUGAGUCAAGGCAACAGAAUAGUACCUCCACUUCCUACCAUCACACCAAGAGCUAAACUACACCUGACGUGGACAUAGAAGAAAGCUGCACCAUGCCGUCUUCCAGAGGAAAGCAGCACGUCUAUUGUCUUCCUGGUUCAUCAUCUCCAGCAAGGAGUGGGUGGCAGCUCUUCCAACGUCAUUGUUGGCCCAGGGUCCAGCACUUUCUAAAACUUCUUAUUUUGAAGCCGAUAAGAGUUGAAACUGAAAUGUAAGGUUCAGAAGAGAGGCAGACUGGAGCUUGUUGAUACUGUGUAUUUUGGAGAUACAGGGUCUUAAUUCUGUUUCUGAGAGAACAUACUUGGAGUAAAAUUGUUUUAAUUUUUAUAUAUGGUACACUUAUGUCCUCAUCUGUGUUACAUUCCUUUUGAGCAACAUGGAAUUCUUUCUGUGAAAUUUUGGCUGAUCUUUCUAAUGGCUCUAAUCAAGAAUUAUCUUUGAGACAGAUAAAAUUUGUUUUUGCUCUUUGUGGGGAAUUUCUCGGUCUCCAGUAGCAGACAGCUGACACAUAAUCAGUUUGCCUCACUUGCUUAGCAGUGGUGCUAUCACCGUCAGAAACAAAACUCUUUAGUUUGCCUGUUUGCUAGCACCUUGAUAUUAAAGCAACCAAUGAGCUCUCUAGAGGAGCCACUACCAAGAUAACUUUGUUCUCAGUUUAGAAUAUCUUUGGGCCACCUCUAAUUGGGUUGGUUUUAAUACUAAAAAAAGUCAGCUGCCAUUUGGAAGAGUACGAAAAAUAUACGGCUGGAGCAUUUUGUUACAAAAAUGCAUUUAAAAGGGGGAUGAAAAACUAGGGGCUUACCACUUUGCUGUUGACCCCCACAACCCCACUUGUAUCUAGGCAAAGAUGUUGUUUACUAUCUGUAUUCGGUCUUGCUGGAAAAAAUGGGUUCUUCCUCUCCCAUUUUAUUAUAUUUGGGUAAUAAAGUCAAGCAGCUGGAAAGGAUGUGUUAACUCUUGAAUUGGGGGUACAUUGGUCAUGUAUUUUAAAUCUGGGUACAGCUCCCAUCAGUAUCAGCCAGCAUGGCCAGUAGUUGGGAUUUAUGGGAGUUGUAGUCCAACAGCAUCUGGAGGGCCACAUUCCUGUUUUUAAAUCAAGGCAGACAGAAAUCAUUUAAGAACUUGCCACAAAGCAGAAUUAGAUAAAUAUUCCCUAAAUAUACCCACAAAAUCCUGGUCUGAGAAAACUACACCUCCAUGCUUUGCACAUCUUGCCUAUUGUUAGAGAGAGGGGGGAAAACUUCUUCAGCCUCCAGGAGCAGAUAUCAUUCCACUUUCAGUCAGACUUGUGAUGGGUGCUAACUACAUUUUUUGUUAUAUUCAACUGGUGUACUUUAUGGCAUAGUUUUGUCUUCGGAUUUGUUAAUUGAAACUGGUACUGGGGAUAGAGGGGGGAACCACACUUUAUGAAGCAGAAUGGAUAUGACUGGCAAAUUAUGAAAGGCAAUAGAGGGGGAAGGUAGAAAUAAUGGCUUGAACUGAGCUGCUGGUAAGAGCUCACAUUUUGGGACCUUAUGGCCUUGUAUUGUGGUGCCGUAUUCCUAGCUCCAAAGAAAAGAUCAUUUACAAUAAAUAUUUGAAAAUAAUAUUUACCUUUUAUCAAAGUAUUAUAAGCUAAACCAGAUUGUACAACACCAAACUGCAGAGGUGUUGGAUUUUUACUACCCUGUGCUCAUUGAGAAAUUGUGCAUCCCACUCAACGCAUUAUAGAUUGGGCAGAGGAGAUAUUGUCAAAAGAUCUCAAGACAGAGUGGGCGAGAUGGGUUUUCAAUGUCCAUUGUAUUGUGUCAGUAUUUUUUUUUUACCUUGCUUUCCAUGCUGCAGUAUAUGGCCGGCCCAUGCUUGAAAAUUCUGUUUUUUACUGCUAUUAAAUGUGAAACUGAAGUAUGUUUUUUCAUCUGUAUUACACCAAUGUUCUAUUCUUUGUCUUUAAUAUUUGAGAAUCUAUCUUCUAGCUUAGAGGUAGGCAACCUGGUGCCCUCCAGAUGUUUUGGAAUACAGCUCUGUUAAUCCUUGACCAUUGGCCAUGCUGGCUGUGACUUAAUGAGAGUUGUAGUCCAAAACAUCUGGAGGUCACCAUGUUGCCUACCCCUGCAUUUAGUUCCAUUUCAGAGGAAAGGAUAAGUGAAAGAUGUUCACUGUUCAAAAAAUAAGAAAGUGGUGGGACAAUUGCUGCUAAAUUCCUGUGAAUCCCCUGGGUUAAGUUGCUUGUAUCUUCCAUUCUGUUUUUUGAUUACAGCUAAAAAGCCUUUUCAGGUAAAACCUCAGCAGCUGAUGGAGACUUGGAAGGGAAUGGUGGUACAAUGGUUUCUAUACUGGAAAUUUAGUGGCAGAAGAUAGGGUCCUCAAGCAUGUUGGCAAAUGUUGUAAGAACUUUGAAUAUAUCAAGAAGUAUCCUGUGUGUCUCAAGGACUGCAACAUGGCUGAAUUUCAGCAUGUUUGCAGCAGUUACUCUGCUAAAGGUAUACGUUGUGCACAAAGGACUCAAGGGAAAUGGUGACAAAGCUAUUGAUGUCUGUGAGAGCAAAGAGGGAAGCUGCUGUGAUUAGAACACAUGUUGUACUGCAAUAAAUCACACUGGUUCACCCUUUCAUUUAAGGCUCUUUGUCUAGGUAGUCUGUGUCCAUAUAAUCCCCAUUACAUUUAGGGUCAAUGUGUCAGUAGCCUUGUUCCCUGAAUAACCACAUCACAGUAUUAGUUAGGACAAUUGCAGCCACAGUACAAAACAAGGUUGAGAUGAUGCCACUUUCGAACUCCCUUAGUAUUCUCAUUCAGUCAAUGGCAAAAUAAUCCAGAUUUUGAAAAUGUAAGCUUGAUAUAUUGAAGAUUCUUCUUUCUUUUUUUGUGUUUGGGUUGUGUGAGAAGUGGGUACCAAUGUUUUGGCAAUACAGAGGAUGGCCUUCUGCUUUUGCCACAAGCAGGUUAUCUCAACCUUCCUGGAACCAGUUUUAUGUUGAGGAGAGUAACAUGUACAAGUAGAGAAGAGUACAAAUUAAAAUGUGUUCUUUUAUCAUUGGAUCUAAUCAAUAUUUUGAAGCACAUGGAUUGUUUUCUUACCUUAUUGUGCUGGCUUUUCCUGUUUGAAAAUAUAUUUUAAGUGCUGUCUAGGUUGAAGUUUUAUCUGUAAAUAAAAUAACUGGACAGCCAAAUCUUGGGGUACUUGUUGGACUUCAAUAAUUUAUCAGCCACUGGCAAAUAAACUGCUACAAAACCCUUUAUAUAAACUUGCACUCUGAUUUUUUUCUUCUGCAGAUAAACAUGUACAUAAAAAUAAUGUAGGACGUACCAAAAAGUCCAGUUUAAGCAGGGCAAUGGCAAGUUCUCCCUAACUUUUGUAUGCAUUGUAGAUUAGUGUCUGUAUACGUGUUAAUUGUAGUGGGGUUUUGUCUGACAAGCCUGAGAUUUAUACUUUGAAAUAAACUACUGGGUUUUUAA
Elgaria multicarinata webbii is the source of this 8386-nucleotide messenger RNA. It is a transcript of the gene ATF7IP, whose product is annotated as activating transcription factor 7 interacting protein. Gene Ontology annotation, biological process: regulation of DNA-templated transcription. The coding region runs from base 456 to 3803 and encodes 1115 amino acids. NCBI's taxonomy places the organism in Eukaryota, Metazoa, Chordata, Lepidosauria, Squamata, Anguidae. The record is from RefSeq and is a predicted model, not a curated record. The transcript has 15 exons. Gene Ontology annotation, cellular component: transcription regulator complex; nucleus. Gene Ontology annotation, molecular function: protein binding; transcription coregulator activity.